CACGACAAAAUACUGGUCACAAAUUAUUCAAACGGUUAUAUGAAAAACAAUCAGAAAAUAACCAAAUUUAAAAGCAUACGUUAGUGUCGACGAUUCUCCCCAGUUCAAACAAACACAAUAAAUAAGACCCGGUCAGGCGAACAGGAAGUGAGGAGAUUCUCAUGGCGCCCGACGAGAAUGAAGCUACAAAUGUCUCCGACCAAUGCCAGCGCUAUUUAGCUUAUCGACGCUAACGCAUACGGUUCUCCGAGGAAAUACAAGUCAUGGAUCCAGAGGAGAAUGAGGUGGAAAGCAGCAGUGAUGCAGGCACCUCAGGGAUGGAGGAGCCGUCUGAAAGCGGCAUGGGCAUGGAGUCAUCUGAGGUUAUGUCUGCAGACAGCAGUGAUGCUGCCUCUACUCAUGCACAAGCACCAGAGUCAGACUGCCACGUGGGACAGAGCUCAGAGGGACUGGUGGUCUUCGUCCCAGAGACCAGCUCUAGUACAGAUGUCAGAGUGUCAUCAGUUAACCUCCCAGACUCGUCGUCGGUGGCCCAGUCCACCAGUGUGUCCAGUGUGUCCACAGUGACUCAAUCAGUUCUAGUGUCAGAGUCAGCCCAAGUGGUUGUCCACUCCAGUGCUGUGUCGGAAGGUGCCAUGAUGGUUUCUGACUCGACUGCCUCUACCUCAUCAGACCUGGGCUCUGCCAUAGACAAGAUCAUUGAGUCCACCAUAGGGCCUGACAUCAUGAAUGGUUGCAUUGCAGUGACAAGUGCAGAAGAUAGGGAUGCAGAACCGACCCAAUAUUUCAUACUACAAGGCCCAGAUGAUGGUGCUCCUGUGGGAGCCCAUAUGUCAUCCUCAGCUCUGUCUAAUCGCAUUGCCGUAGAAGCACCUGCUGAGGGUCCCACAUCCACCUGUCUGGACCAGGGACACCUGCAGUGUAACUUGGAGCCAGACCAACCAGACGAUCAGCCUGGACACUCUGGUUACCCAGAAGACAGCAGCAAUCAGCCUGAUCAGCCCCAACACUCUCACCCCUCUCAGUAUAUGGACUGCAGUGCAGAUGGUCCAGACCAAACUGGGGAGUCAACAUCAUCUUACGUGGAGUGUUCAGGCGAAGAACCUGACCAGACGCGCUCCCAGUCAGGCUUCCCUGACUACAGUGGAGAGAACAGUGACCAUGACCUGCCCGGAUAUGUGGAAUGCAGCAGGGCUGAUUCGAACCCCACCAGCCGGGAGCAUUAUGUUGUGGAAUGCAGUGAUGGGUAUCUGUGCACUGUGGAUGAUGGAGUGCAGCCACAUCAUUCACGUUCCUACAUCGACAGCAGUGCAGAUCACAGGAUCAAGACAAGCCGGCAGUAUGCUGUUGAAUAUGGCGGCGAGUGUGUUGCAGCUGCAGAUUCUGAGCAGCCUGGGUGUUCUCAGUAUCAGGCAAGGAAUGGGGAUGAUGAUGAUGAUGAGCAGAACCAGGAUCCCGAUCAACCGCAGCACUCAGAACAGCAGCCCCAGCGUUCCUGUUACACGGAGAAUAGCAAUGGCCCUGAUGAAUCGCUUUAUACUGAUGACAGCUCCUCAUCAGACCACCAUGUAGUCGACACAGCAGAUUCAAGGGGGGUCCCCGAGGCACUGGAGUGCAGUGAGAGCCAGCCAGGGCCAUACAUUAGCAGCAGUGGCACCUACAACUCCAACCCGGAACCAGAGGUGGUCCCACAUUGCCCAGCCAGCCGAGAUGAGGCUCGGAGCUCCCAGCAGCCUCAGGACGACGCUAAAGUGGGCCAGGAAAUUGAUGCAUCAGUCGUGGCAGAAGGCUCUGCAGACAGGCCACCCAACCUGGCUGAGUUGGAGGAGAUGAUGGAAGUUGUGAUUGUGCAGCAGUACAAGUGCAAGAUGUGUCCAUAUAAGAGUGCCUCUAAGGACACACUCAUUAACCACAUGAGGGACAAACACUUUAAACCUACAAGGGAUUUGCAAACAAAGCGCAAACGUGGACGACCUCCCAAAAGUGCUGCGCUGGCCCAUGGCCAGGCAGAACAGGAGGAAGCUGGACAAAGGAAGGCCGCACAGGCAGCGAUAUCCAGGUCUGUUCAGCCAGAGGAGGAGGACGAUGAUGUUCCUGAUGCUGGUGCUCUUGAUAAUUCUGAAGGGGAUAGUGACUACAACCCAGGUGAAGAAGACUGCGAAGGAAGGUUCCCAUCCAGUAUUAAAAAAACGACUCCUCCUAUUUCCUCCUCCUCUCAAGCUCGUCCUAGACGUAAAAUUGGCCGCCCGAGGAAAUACAGCCUUCUGGAAGAAGGCUACAACAGCAAAGGUGAGGCAGAGAGUUUAGUAAAGAAGCCAAGAAUGAACGAAGAUCCAAGCGCUGCCGAUGAGGCAAGCUCAUCUGGCUUAGAUAAUGAUGGCCCCGCUCUGGUGACUGAUGGGGACAGAGCAGAGGCAGCAGUAAGCCAGUCCGACUCGGAGAACAAAGACCCAUCGUCCAACUCACAGCCAGAAGAGUUCUUUGAGCGAAAACGAGGUCGGCCCUCCAAGUGCUUUCUACGCAAGAAGUACAAGAAGCAUUUCAGUCGCAAUCAGUACUACAAAUCCCUCAAACCGCUCUUGAGACCUCACAGUUGUUAUAUUUGCGGCUCUCGCUUCCUCACUCAAGACGAUCUGCGCUUCCACGUGGAGUCCCAUGAGGGCAACGACCCAGAACUUUUUAAAUGCCUCCAGUGCAACUAUCGCUGCAAGCGCUGGUCCUCUCUCAAGGAGCACAUGUUCAAUCAUGAAGGUACGAAGCCUUUCAAGUGUGAGAAGUGCGAUUACUCGAGUGUCUACAGAAAAGAUGUUGUUCGUCACUCAGCAGUUCACAGCAAAGACAAGAAAAAAAACAAAGUAAUGGUGAUGACACUAUCCGAGUUCCCGUGUCCUGUGUGUCACAAGGUCUACCCCAUGCAGAAGAGGCUCACGCAGCACUUGAAGACCCACAGUGCAGAGAAACCACACAUGUGUGAUAAGUGUGGCAAAUCCUUCAAGAAGCGGUAUACAUUCAAAAUGCACCUCCUUACCCACAUUCAGACUGUGGGAGACAGCAAGUUCAAGUGUGAGUUUUGUGAUUACACCUGUGACAACAAGAAGCUGCUGCUGAACCAUCAGCUGUCUCACACCAUCGACCGACCCUUCAAAUGCGACUACUGUAAAUACUCCACUUCCAAAGAAGAGUUCUUAGUGUCCCAUCUGGCCAUUAAACACACAGGAGAGAAACCUUUCUCCUGCGAUAUGUGUCACUUCGUCACAAAGCACAGGAAGAAUCUGAGAUUACACAUACAGUGUCGCCAUCCGGAAGCUUUUGAAGAGUGGUCCGUCUCUCACCCCACGGAGCCGACCAAGAGACGACGCAAGCCUUUUUUCACCCUCCAGCAAAUGGAGGCGCUUAAAAAGCAACAUGAGGAAGGAACACAAGCCUUGCCCAAUAUUGUUUCAGUGGAUCCCAUAACUCUUCACACCAUUCAGGGAAUGGGAAAUGCCUCAGUGGCACAGGACGCACUCGGAAAUACCACCAUCAUCUAUGAACAAGGUGAAUCCGGUGAUCUCUCCUCCCAAAAUGCCCUGAGCCUGCUGUUAAAUAUGAGCAACGCUCGGGAAUUGGUUGGGAACUCCUUACAAGUGGCGGUGCUGAAGUCAGAUGGCAGUGCAGAGGUGAAAGCUUUGGAGGGAGAGUGGAGUGCAAUGCCCACAGUCCCGGGCCAAGCCCAGAAAGUUGUAACCGUCCAUGUGUCCGAGAGCGGCGAGACCGUUCUGCAGGAGGCCUAUGAGGCAACCACCUCUGGGACAGGAGAGCUGGCUCAGAUUGCUAUAGAAACCUAUGAGGACGAAGGGGAGUUCAAUAUGGUGGAGCAAGUGGCAGAAGUAGUCCAAAGCUCUGACCGCAGUAAAGAGAAGAACGACCCCUCUCAGCCUGCGGAGGAUUCCGAAGCACAGAACCUGAAAAGUGAAAAGUUCUACCUUGCUCCUGGACUGCCUGAAAGAGUUUUGCAACAGGUGGAGCUGAGCAGUGAAGCUCCCACCUCUCCUCCUGCUAUGAGCUCACUUGGUGUCAACACCAAGCGGUUCUGCUGUCGCAUAUGCAUGGAGUCGUUCCAAGGCCGUUCUGACAUGGAGAACCACAAGAGGGCGCACUUGGGUCCUAACAUCUUCAAGUGCCCUGACUGUGACUUCACCUCAAACUCCUGGCCUGAGGUCAAGGUUCACAUGGAGCUGCAUUCCUACCUGCGACCGCACAAGUGUUCCAUUUGCAGCUUUGCCUCCAAGAACAAGAAAGACCUGCGCAGACACUUGCUGACCCACACCAAAGAAAAGCCAUUUUCUUGCAAGCUUUGUGGCCAAAGCUUCAAUCGCAAUGGCCACCUGAAGUUUCACAUGGAGCGUCUCCACAACCAGGAGCACCCCACUCGUAAGAGCCACACCCUCACAUCCCAGCAGACCAUCAUAGUCAACAGUGAUGACGAGGCUCUGACUACAUUACAGUCCCUGCAGGCCCAUCAGACGGUCAUCAGUCCAGACCGUCUGCAGGCUCUCAGUCAAGAGCACAUAAUUGUAGCCCAAGAUCAGUAUCUAUCAAACCAGGAGGAGGGCACAUACAUUCAGCAGAUAACCACCAUAGAUGGACAUACAGUCCAGCACCUUAUGACAGGAGACAACCAGGUCACUGAGGUCCAGUAUAUCAUCUCACAGGAUGGAGUGCCGCACUUAAUCCCGCAGGAGUAUGUUGUAGUAGCAGACAGCAAUCACAUACAGAUGUCAGAUGGGCACAUCGUUCAAUAUGAGCAUGAAGGAGUCUUUCUGCAAGAGCAACACAUCACAGUAAGCCAUGACAGUCAGAUCCAGUACCUGCCUGCUAGUUCGGAGGAGCAAGAUAUGGAGGCCGCAGCCCACUCUGCCGUCACAGAAUCUGCACCUUUUCCAGCUGUAUGCCGUUAGAUUUAUUGCUUCCUGCCAAAACAGUCUGUUAUAAUUUAUUCCACCAAUGGCCCGCUUCCGAGCACGACCACUCCGCUGUGACAUGUCACACUCGAUGUGCUCCUAAGUACCGUACUUCCAGACGACUGCCGAACCCACUUGCCAAUUUCCUUGAGGGAAUCCUAAAGGGAUCAAUAAAGUAUUCUGUCUGUCUGUUCUAAUUUUGUGGGUGUAGGAGUUGAUAAUGAACGAAUAAAGUCUUUGGCAAGCUAAUUGAAAAGUGGAGCUGACCCCUGACUUACUGCGUAUGAACUCAAAGAGUGGUAUUUUUGGAUGUCCCAUACUAUCGGCCACCAAUACCAGCACUCUUGCACCAGGCUUGGCAUGGUCAUUUGUCACUUUAAUGUUCUUGAUGACUUCCACUCCUUUUGAGAAAGUCAUCUCGGCUGGUCCAUGUUUAUGGAUCAUGAUCCAUAAAGUCUGCUGAUAUACCAAACUUCUCAAAGAGUCCUGCGGUAUUCUGUGUCACAAAGUCUUGCAGUUAGCUAUCCUGGAUAAGCAACGUUGCAACUUUGAUGCAACUUUACCAUCUCACGUAUUGUAGCUGCUGGAACAUUGGGAUCAAAGGAAGGUGAGGCCAACUAACCUGCUCUGAAAGAUGUCAAAGUGGGAGACCUAACUCGGAGACAUUUACAUGGUUGUCUUUUUAUGCCUGCGGGUCUUUUAGCAAGCAGGCCAUUAGUCACCAAUUGCAAAAAUCUGGAUGUUUUAACAAUAAUAAACCAUGGCUUGCUCUUACAAAGUCAAAAGAUGAGAAAUGAGAUGCUGCUGCAUUGAGCUAUCCAAGCCCAACAACAAAUAUCCCGGGUUAUUGUUAGGUUAAGGCUUAGGGUUUUGGGGCCAGAGUAGGGUUGGUGUACCCUAUUACAACUUGCAAUAAACUGAGAGGACAAUUAUGUAGAAAUUGGGUGUGGAUACUGAGGAACUGAAGCUGAACUGGAAUGCUGUAUGGAACAUGUGCAAUUGGAGGACAUUUUUUGGAAUGUUAGGCUGGAUGUUUUGAUGCUAGAAUGGUUUGAAUUGGUUGGUGUGUUUGUGGAAAUUCCAUUCAUUUUGGGGAGAAUUUUUGGCGGGCAAAAUAUGGAAUAUCAGGAGACAUAGAUGGCCUGAAGCAUUUUAAUUAACUCAACUUAACUGGAGGUGGACUGGGUUGGCAACUAUAGAACUAGUAAAUACAUUCAGUAAAAACUUUUUUUGUUGUUGUAAUAUGUAAAGCACAUUGUGCUACAUUUUGGGUAUGAAAAGUGCUCUACAAAUACAGUUUGAUUGAUUGAUUCAAGAUCAAAGAGAAUUUGUUUCUGCAGAAAUUUAGAAGUUUUGGAAUUGUUUAUUAUUCUUACUCUUGUAGUGUUGAUCGUAAAAAUUGGGUGGAAUAAAAAA
Messenger RNA from Doryrhamphus excisus (bluestripe pipefish), 6359 nucleotides. Lineage: Eukaryota; Metazoa; Chordata; Actinopteri; Syngnathiformes; Syngnathidae. The record is from RefSeq and is a predicted model, not a curated record.